CUGUAAUGAAAAUAGCAACGUAACGGUGAGAGUUAAAUUUUAUUUAGAUGUUCUUUGUGUUUUAAGGUUAACUUUCCUUUCAUUUUCGAUUUCUUGUUUUUCCCUCAUAAUUUACAUAAUUUCUUCACAAGGGUAAAUAUCCCACUCAGAGAAAAUGCUGCAAAUCGUUGUGUGUAAGCCUACCUUAAUAUUUUUCUUUCAAAUAGUAAAAAAGUUGAAUGAAAGUAUAUUAUAUAAAUAAAGUAUUCAUACAACACAACAGCUAAUUUUAGUUAUGUUCUUGCUUUUGACAGAAAGGUAACAGAUAUAUACACAUGCUCUACAAGUACAAACUAUCAAAACACAAUGCCUCUUGAUAGCUUACUGCUCUAUGUAUUCGAAUUGUUUACGAAAAAAUCUCGAGAUACAACAGCAGACAGACUUGAAAACAGCAACGUUGCUAAUACCUUUGCUCUAGUUUGGACUACAUGGAGGAAGGAUUUCUUCAGCUUUCUGAAUGCAUUAACGAAGUAGAAAGAAAUAGAAAAUAUAAACAAGGAAGUAACAAUGAAAAUUCUCAGGCAACUUGUACUGCCAUCACCAACAGGUAUGAACUUUCCAUUGCCAUACAACGUUCAAAUGUUUUUGAAUCGGCAAAAAAGCGAUUUGAAAAAUCCCGUGUAAAAGCAACGAGAGCUUUCAACAACAGAGACUUAAGCUUGGAGUACAGAAUAUUUGCCGUUUAUGUGAAAGUCAUAGCGCAAAUUUUUGAGUGUCCUGAGAACCCAACGACUGCCAUUAAUUUGUGUUUAUCUUAUAUAACAAAGCUGCAUGAGCUGGAUGGUGUUCGUGAAAUGUUCUCAGUGUCUAUCUCUGGUGGAUUGAGGGCGAUGCUCGAUAAAUCGCAAAGAAUGGAAAAUAUGAAGUCUGUCAUUCUUCUCAACCAUCAUUUGUAUCAGUUCAUUGCAAGGAUCAACAACAAUCAUGAUCAUUUAUCAACUUGGCCAAGUAUUGAAAUUGGAAAAGAAAAAAUUUUUAAUCCAAUGUGUGACUGGUACAAAGUCUUCACUCCCGAGUCUUGGGGUGAAGUGUUGAUUCAUUCUUCCAAAGAAAUGGAAAAAAUGAAAGCCACGAUGUUUCAAAUACUGGAGGAAAUGACUAAAAAUGAGCAUGUCAAAACAUUGCCAUCAUCAGUUGAAGGAACGAAGAACUCAGGAAAAGAAGAUAUUUUGAUUGCUGGAGGAUACUCACAAGCUACGUUAAAAAGUGUUGAGAUAUUUUCAUGGAAGGAAGAGAAAUGGUUUAAUAUUGCAUCAAUGAAAAAUGAACACUGGUUGGCUUCGUCGUUUAUUUAUAAUGAUAAUCUAUUUGUUGUUGGAGGUAGUGGUAGCAAGUCAACAGAGACAUUGAAUCUCAAACAGUUACCUUUGACAUGGAAGACAUUUCCUGGAGAGCUUCCUUAUGAUUGCUAUGCUCAUCAAACUGUUGUUUAUAAACAACAAAUUCUUUACAUCGGUGGUUUUAAUGAAGACAAAAGAACAGCAUCUGAUCUGAUCAGUAAAUUACAGAUUACUGGUGCCACAUCUUGCGUUUUAAAAGAGUUGUGUUACUUGCCUGAACCAAGAGAGUACCAUGGAGCUGAGGUGGUUGAUGAUAAAAUUUUUAUUUUUGGAGGAAUGGGGAGAGAUAACAACAUUUUGUCAAGUGUUUUGGAGUUUUCCUCACCUCUUAAAUGCAAUAAAAGGCCUCCAUUACCUUAUUCAUUGUUUGGAAUGGCAACAGUUAGAUGGAAAGAUCAAGUUGUUCUUCUUGGAGGUUAUAAUGGAAGAGAAGUAUUGAACAGUGUUGUCAUGUAUGACAGUAAGACAGGUCAGACCACACUCUUACCAUCCAUGUUGGAAAAUAGAACUAGGUGCUGUGCAGUUAUAACAGAUGAUACAAUUGUCGUAAUGGGAGGUUUGAAUGAUAAAGUUGAAGGUCUUAAAUCAGUGGAAUGUUUUAAAAUAGGAAGCAGUUCUUCAUGGACAUACCUUCCUUCAAUGAGUCAACCAAGAUUUGGAGCCAUUACUGAAAUUUUACCCUUUGGACAAAAAUACAUUUAA
Xenia sp. Carnegie-2017 is the source of this 2081-nucleotide messenger RNA. Its product is annotated as kelch-like protein 38. The record is from RefSeq and is a predicted model, not a curated record. NCBI's taxonomy places the organism in Eukaryota, Metazoa, Cnidaria, Anthozoa, Malacalcyonacea, Xeniidae. Bases 468 to 2081 code for a protein of 537 amino acids. Gene Ontology annotation, molecular function: protein binding. The transcript is spliced from 2 exons.